UCAUGAACCAGGAUAUGUUUAGCAGUGAACUUGAAAAUGGUAAUUUUCUUGGAAGCAUAGAUUUGCUAGAAAAUGCUUAUAAUGUACUAUUAAAGACUAGUCCGUUGGCUUAUAAACUUGACACGAGUAAUUCGCGUUUCCAAGUUUUGGCGUUCAACUAUUCCCUUGAUGAUAUAACACGAUUUCAUCACGGAGAGUUCGAUGUAGUUUCAUCAGAAAACGUUAAACUCGUUGAAUUCAUUUCCACAAAAGUUAACCCGAAAUUCUGCAUUAACAAAGCUGCUGUUGACUUGUUUGGACAUCAUCUCUCAAUGGGUGUAGAUCAAGAAAAUGAGCUUAUAAAGAAACGAUUGGUUGUCACUGGACAGUCUGUAGGAGGAUAUGUCGCUAUUCUUUUCACGUUAUGGUUGCAUCAUAUCAUAGAUAAGAAUGAAUCAAAUGGUUCUUUUGAAUCAAAAAGGCCAAUUUGCAUAACGUUUGGUUCGCCACUUGUUGGUGAUGAAGCUCUACAACAAGCCAUCUUUGAACGCCCAAAAUGGAAAUCCAGUUUCCUAAAUGUGGUCGCAAAAACCGAUGUUGUCCCUUGUUUGUUUACAUCAAGUGGGGUAUACAAGCCUUUUGGAACUUACCUUUUUUGCACACAAGUGGGAGGACACACUAGUUUUGAAGAUGAUGACUCGAUCUUGGCUAUACUAGAGGACAUGGCCUCCUCAUUGUCUACUGAAAACUUCCAGGCACACGAUUAUAAAAGCGACUUGGUUUUGAUCAAAGAAAAGGUAUUGUACCGUGGGGUUUCAGAUAUCGGUGAAUUCGGGUUGAAUUCCUUGAAGGCAGGAAUCACAUUGCAGCUGAUGGAGGUUGGUUUGGUGGAUACGCAAAGUAAUAACAGGAAUAUUUUGAUUGAGAAAAUUGAGGCGAAACAAGUAAGGAUCAUACAUAAGAGAAGGAAUGUUUAUGAGCCUUCAAGAAAGCUAAAUGAUAUGAAAAUAAGUAUGGUACAGAUGGAAAUAUACAAGAUGAGCAGUAGACCGACAAUGGGUUACUAUGAUAGCUACAAGAACCCAAGAAGCAAAGAUGAAAUCGAGAGACAGCAAAAUAUCUUGAAGCAUCAACGUAAGUUGUACCAGUACUGGAAGAAACUCGUUGAAGAAACAGAGCGAAUGCCACAAGAAGCAGGGGCUGUUUUGCGUAAACGGUGGCUUUAUGGUGGAAUAACCUAUACAAGAUUAGCCGAGCCACUAGAUAUAGCUGAAUACUACAAAAAGGGCAACGUAAACUACUUAGAGAAUAGAUCUAACCAUUAUACGCUCUUAGAAAAAUGGUCAACCAAAGAUAAGGAAGAUUUGAGUCCAACUCCUCGGACAAACAAGGCUGCUAGUCUUACCGAGGAUUCUUGCUUCUGGGCACAUGUGGAGGAGGCGUUAAUUUCAAUGAGAAAGCUGAAGAACGGAAGCUCAAUCAGCAUUGAAGUUGAUGUCAAGAAAUUGGAGGGGUUUGAGGCCUAUGUCUUGAGUAGGAUUCGUAAUUACUCAGUGUCAUCAGAUAUAUUCUUGGAGGAAAGCAGUUUGAUGAAAUGGUGGAGUGAGUAUAAGGAAUACAAAGGACCUUCAUACGCUUCUCAAUUUGCUUUGUACAUGAACAACCGAGAGUAUAGAUCGUAUUAUUAAGUCCAAUGUUCGGGUAAUUAGUCUUACAAUCCUACCUGGGUCCUUUUUUACUCUUCUUAUUCUUUAUGUUGAGGAUUCUGUAGGACCUUUCAUGGAAACAAGUAUGCAACAAGGGUAGAAGAUCACAAUAAAGUGUCAAAGCUGGAGGAGAAACCAAAGAUAUAUGUCAAUGAUGAAGUCUAAAGGGACCAAUUGCUUAACUUCCUUUCUGGAUUCUAUAUAUAUAGGGUUGUUGCGACAUUUAUUCUUUUCUCACCCAUUUUUAUGGUGUCUUAGAUUCGUUGGUUGAUUUUGUUUAUUGUUUGAGUUAAUUGUAGGAAUCGUUCAUGAGGUUUUCCCAAAUAAUCAAGUUUCGUCCUAAUCUCCUUUGAAAUGUCGUUGGUGAUCUUUUAAUGACUAAUAAGUACCGGGUAUCAUUCUUUUCUCAAGCAUACUUUAACCCGAUUCGUUAGAAACCCCUCACAUGCCUGGUGUUAAGGUCUUUUCUCACCUCUAUAGGACACUAUUGAUAAAAAAAAAUUAUUGUUGCCUUCUUUCAUUACCUUCAAACCUACAAUACAUACACAUACAUUUGAAGUCAUCAUCACUAUCAGUCUAUCAGCCCUACUAUUAAAGCAAAGAAGAAAUCAUCAGACAUGCAUAAACAUGCCCUGGACCAGUUUUGGAAGAGCGUUGUCCAUAAAAAGGAUCAAAUGCCCGAUUAAGCCCAUUUGACCCAUUACAGACUUGCUAGCGGUUGGUGGUACCACGUGAACUUGUUUAGUGAUUUGCUUAAUGCCCGAUUAUUGUAUCAAUUAUUUUAAUUGCAACCUGAACUGUUAUGGAUUUGAUUCAAA
This is a messenger RNA of Erigeron canadensis, 2503 nucleotides long. Its product is annotated as senescence-associated carboxylesterase 101-like. The record is from RefSeq and is a predicted model, not a curated record. Gene Ontology annotation, molecular function: carboxylic ester hydrolase activity. Gene Ontology annotation, biological process: defense response; lipid metabolic process. The transcript is spliced from 3 exons. Bases 3 to 1667 code for a protein of 554 amino acids. NCBI's taxonomy places the organism in Eukaryota, Viridiplantae, Streptophyta, Magnoliopsida, Asterales, Asteraceae.